Messenger RNA from Pygocentrus nattereri (red-bellied piranha), 2370 nucleotides. Its product is annotated as nuclear factor 7, ovary-like. NCBI's taxonomy places the organism in Eukaryota, Metazoa, Chordata, Actinopteri, Characiformes, Serrasalmidae. Bases 692 to 1639 code for a protein of 315 amino acids. The record is from RefSeq and is a predicted model, not a curated record. The transcript is spliced from 2 exons. Gene Ontology annotation, molecular function: protein binding.
UGCCUUUUAAUAACAUGGUUCACAUGAUCUGCACAUCACUACAUUCUACAUUCUGCACAGUGUCCCAACUUUUUUGUGGGGUUGUAUAUUAUUUGUGUGUUGGAGCAGCACUGAAAAAAAAUCAGGUACUGACUGACAUGGCAAUUAACAACUGACAUCGGUCUCUUUACCUAGACAAUGAAUGCACUUGAGAACACCAGGAGGUUUACCUGGCUCACAUAACUUAAGCUAACCUUAACCCUGAAUAAUCCCAUCCAACGUCGAUAUGAAGCUAUUAACUGUUACUCACUUCUACCAUCACAGUGAUGUUUGAUAGUGCGGUGGAUGGUGCAAAAUGUAUAAUAUUGCUGACUCUUCCACAGAACAAAUAACAGUAAUUAUACGAUUAGUGGUUUGUACGCCUUCAUCUCCUGCCAUGUGUCUGUUGAUGCUGUAUUUAAUGUAAUUACAGAUGUCUGGAUGAGGUAUUGUAAUACUUCAUCAUCUGGAAUCAAACAUAGCUUAUCUGUGAUUAUGAUAGCUCAGAUCAAACUGAAGUUUUCUUGAUAUCUUGAUUUGAAGCCCAGCCUCACUUCCCCAUCCUUGGGCAGAGUUUUUCAUUAUCAUGCAAGCCAUUACAGAGUUGGAAACCCAGGGAAGUAAAAGCAUGUAUGAUUAGACUCCACACCAGCAUUGACUGCUCAUACACAUUAUGGUGAAGGAACGUCAACAGCAUGGCUGCGAAUACGAUCGGCAACGUUGCUUCAUUACAAAUAGUGAAAAAUUAAACCAGUGCUAUGGAUCAGUUUAUUAUCAUAUAGACUCAGAAUGUCCUUUGUCUUUUAGUCUGCUGUCUGGACUUCUUUCAGCUAUAAUGACAGUUAUAUCUGCGAAGACUGACCGGUCACAUGAACCUUCACAAGAACACAGGCGGAGCCCUCACCACAUUAAUGCUGAAGACGUGGCCUGUGAUCAGUGUGAAGGAAGGAAGUUAAAAGCUUGCAAGUCCUGCAUGACCUGCCUCACCUCCUACUGUGAGACCCACGUCAGAGGUCACUACACAAAGAAGGAACUGCAGGGACACCUGCUGGUGGAAGUGGAGACACCUGUAGCAGGUCCUGGCACAGAUCACUACCUACACCUUCAGUCUAUCCACGGCAAACGAGUGCUACUGGAAGAAGAAAAACCCAUUAAUCACAGCCCACAAAGAUUUGACAAGUACAAGUGCAUCCUAACCACCGAAGGCUUCAGCUCCGGACGGCACUACUGGGAGGUGACGGUCAACAGAGAGUUCAUUAUUGGGGUCACCAGAGAGUCGGCUCGGAGGAAAGGGAGGUUCAGCUUCUCUCCUGCUCGUGGUUACUGGUGUCUCCAUCGCUUCAGACAGUCCUUCAAAGCUCUGGAGGAGCCCAGCAGGUGCCUGCCAAUCGAUGCUGUGCCCCGGGUCAUGGGGGUCUGUACUGAUGUGGAUGAGAAGUGGGUCAUUUUUUUUAACUUUGAGACUAAAGAAAACAUUUACACUUUCAGUCAGAUGGACUUUGUAAAUGGAGAGAACAUCUGUCCUGUAUUCAUCACCAUGGAGAAAUCAGUCUUGAAGAAGAAGACUGCAGGACUAUUUGUAAAGGUCCAGCCUGCACCACCAGCUGCCAGCAGAGGGUGAAAGCAGUAAGGUGCCCAGCCUGUGCCACCAGCAGAGGGGAAACUCCAAUUCACAGAAGCCCAAGGGCUGAUUAGGUCCAACCCGACACACCUUCGGGCUCCUCUACUCAGGACAUUACCCAAACAUUGGGUGAUCACUGAUCAGAUUAUAUAUGGUUUCCAUGUUCUUGGCAGUAGUUCUCAACCUUUCUAGCUGCAGCUCUGUAAAUGUCCGGCUGGACAUGCUUUAAGACAUUUAAAAUGUGUCCAGCAGGCACUUAACAUUGUAUGUCUGAUGUCUUGUCUCCACAUUGACAGAGUUGGGUCAGUGCUGCUAUACCAUAGGAUUGGCAGCUUUUCAGUGUUGGCACAUCGAUAUGAUUUCAAUGUCUAUAAUGUUCUAUAACAUGACAUUUUAUUAUUGGUAUAUCAGCUCAUUUCAGCACUUGGUUUAACAAUUGUGACUGUUAAAACUGGUGUAUUAACCUCAUUUCACACUUCAACAUACUGUUUUAAAAAAUAAUUUGUAUGUAAUAUGUUAUAUGUAAACCACCAAAAUACAUAUAAAUAAUACACACAAUAUACUGUGACAUUAAAGUUUGCCCAUUUUCUAAGCCCCUUUUCCUUCAGGGUCGCAGGGGGAGCUGGAGCCUCCCAGCGGUUAUAGGCAGGAUAGACCCUGCACAGGUCACCAGUCCAUCACAGGGCAGACACAGUCACUCACACCCAGGGACAAUUUAGCAUGUCCAAUUG